Saprolegnia parasitica CBS 223.65 is the source of this 702-nucleotide messenger RNA. RefSeq lists its product as hypothetical. Lineage: Eukaryota; Oomycota; Saprolegniomycetes; Saprolegniales; Saprolegniaceae. Bases 10 to 651 code for a protein of 213 amino acids. The record is from RefSeq and is a predicted model, not a curated record. The transcript has a single exon.
CGUGCGACCAUGAACCGACGUCUCAUCGGCCUCCGCGGGCUCGCCCAGACGACCAACAACCACCUCAAGCGGCUCGUCGCCGACGCCAACCUGCACCCUGGAGACGCAACGCGCCAGCUGCGCGUGCUCCAGGCGCUCAGCCAAGUGCACCCGAGCCUUGUCGUGCAGCGCGUCGAGGGCCAGCGCUUUGCCAUGUCCCAAGAGGCGCAGCGCUUGUACAUGCGUGCGCUUGUAUCGACGUCGCGCAUGGACUCGAUCGACAUGAACGUCUUCUUGAAUCGCAUGCAGAACGCGUCCACGACACGGGCCACGCAUGCCCAGAUGAACAACGACCUCACGCAUGGCCUCGGGCACGGUGAGGCGUACACGCGCUUCUGGGCGUUCUUUGGUACUGCGUUGUGGGGUGGCUUGGUUGUAUCCUCUGUAAAGGCCUUUGUCGAAGACCAACAGCAUGCCAAGCCACCCAUGACGCACGUCGGCCGCGCACUGCGGCUGCACCUCAACUUCAUUGACAACGACGACGACAGCGCGGGUGCUGUGGAUGCCCAGCGCUUGCCGGCGACGCGAAAGGAGAAUAUCUAUCGCGUCGACGACGACGAUGACGGGCUGACAACCCCGUACGAGAACGUGUGGGACAUCAACAUGGAGUAGAGUCGCACGAGUGUAAUGAGUGUAAGAAGUGGAUUAGCGUCAUGUAUACUG